This is a messenger RNA of Iphiclides podalirius (scarce swallowtail), 2130 nucleotides long. The record is from the annotation of a GenBank genome assembly. NCBI's taxonomy places the organism in Eukaryota, Metazoa, Arthropoda, Insecta, Lepidoptera, Papilionidae.
AUGGCAGAUAAUUCUAAAUUGACUGAUGAGGAGCGAGCUGAAAUCAGGGAACAAUUUGCCCAGCUGGACACGAGCGGCAACGGCUUCAUCGACCUCAAAGAGCUGAAGGACGCUCUGGACGGCGUCGGAUACAAGAUACCACAAUGGAAGGUUCGCUGCAUGAUAGAGGAGUACUACGACAACGGAUCGACGAGACAAGGCCGCGGCGUCAACGGCAGCGUGAACGGAGACGCGCGCAGAAACGGCAUGUCGCUGACCGAAUUCGAGGAGCUCUGCGCCAAUCUGAAGGCGCAGCAGGUGGCGAGCACAUUCAAACAAGCUGUCAGUAAAAAAGAGAACCUCGAACACUUGGGAGGCAUGAGCGAGGCUUCCAGUGACGGCACCACGCACUCGGUGAGACUGGAGGAACAGAUGGCAUUCUCAGGCUGGAUCAACAGCAAUUUGGAGAAUGACCCCGAUCUUAAGCACCUGCUGCCAAUAGACGCGGAGGGGAAACAGCUCUACGAGAAACUCAAAGACGGCCUCAUACUAUGCAAAGUGAUCAACCACUCGUGCCCGGACACGAUCGACGAGCGGGCGAUCAACAAGAAGAACCUCACGCUCUACACGAAGCACGAGAACCUGACCCUGGCGCUGGUCUCCUCGCAGGCGAUCGGCUGCAACAUCGUCAACAUCGACGCCCACGACCUCGCCAAGGGCAAACCGCAUUUGGUACUUGGUCUCCUGUGGCAGAUCAUCCGCAUCGGUCUAUUCAACCAGAUAACUCUCGAGCACUGUCCGGGUCUCACUGAACUGCUCAAUGACCAGGAGCGCAUCGAGGACCUGCUGGCGCUGUCGCCGGAGGCCAUCCUGCUGCGCUGGGUGAACCACCAGCUGCAGAGCGCUGGAGUGACGCGCCGCUGCACCAACUUCCAGCAGGACGUCGCCGACUCGGAGAUCUACUCGUACCUGCUCAAGCAGAUCGCGCCCGACGACGCGGGCGUCACGCUCGACGCGCUCAGGGAGACGGACCUGUUGCGGCGCGCCGAGGUGAUGCUGCAGCAGGCGGCGCGCCUCCGCUGCAGGGCGUUCGUGACGCCGGCCGACGUGGUGGGCGGCGUGUACAAGCUCAACCUGGCCUUUGUGGCGAACCUCUUCAACCAGCACCCGGGUCUCAGCCGCACCGCCGACACCGAGCAGUACCACCAGCUCGACGAGACCAGGGAGGAGAAAACGUACCGCAACUGGAUGAACUCGAUGGGCGUGGCGCCGCACGUCAACUGGCUCUACUCGGACCUCACCGACGGCCUCGUCAUCUUCCAGCUUUACGAUAUCAUCAAACCGGGCAUCGUCAAUUGGAAGAAGGUGCACAGGCAGUUCUCGAAGCUUCGCAAGUUCAUGGAGCGGCUGGAGAACUGCAACUACGCAGUGGAGCUGGGAAGGCAGCUCGGCUUCUCUCUGGUGGGAAUAGCAGGCGCCGAUAUCAACGAAGGCAACGCCACUUUGACCCUGGCUCUUAUCUGGCAACUUAUGCGCGCGUACACCCUAUCCGUGCUCACACGGCUCGCUAACACUGGCAACCCGAUCAUAGAGAAAGAGAUUGUGCAGUGGGUCAACAACAAAUUGCAAUCGGCCGGCAAGACUUCUUCCAUCAAGAGCUUCCAGGACGAAGUUCUAGCGGACGGUAAGGUGGUGAUUGACCUGAUCGACGCAAUUAAGCCGGGCUCCAUAAACUACGAUUUGGUGCUGCCUGGUGGCAAUGAGGAGGAGAACCUGGCGAACGCGAAGUACGCGAUCUCAAUGGCGCGCCGCUGCGGCGGCCGAGUGUACGCGCUGCCCGAGGACAUCACCGAGCGGAAGCCGAAGAUGAUCAUGACCGUGUUCGCCUGCCUAAUGGCCCUCGACUACAUCCCGACCAUGGACGCGCCCGUCGCUAAGAUUGAGGGCAUAGAACCAGCGGAUUCGCUGAACAAUUCGAUAGAGUCCGAAGCGGAGAACGAACAGACACCCGAGCAGAGUUCCGAAGGCCUGGACGACUCGGGCAUUGGAUCGACGAUCGCGGAGAAGCCGGCCCUGCCACCCAAACCGGAGAAAUUGUCACCCGUACUGAGGUCCGCUCCCGUCCAAUCGACGAACGACGCGAAAGGAGAA